AUGAGGGGCAAGCGUAGUAAACAAUACCGGAAGCUUAUGGCCCAAUUUGAGAUGACAUUUGGUUUCCGGGGCCCAUACCAAGUUCUCAUCGAUGCCCAAAUCAUUCAAGAUACCGAGAAAUUUAAGAUGGACCUCGUAGGUGGAUUGGAGCGUACACUCAGCGCCAAGGUGAAGCCAAUGAUUACACAAUGCUCUAUGCGGCACCUAUAUCUUUUGAAGCACCUCCCUCAACCAACAAAAGAUGCUCUGAUCCUCACCGCUCAGUCAAUGGAAAGACGACGCUGCAACCACCAUGUCCUUGACGAACCGCUCUCAACUCUCGAAUGCUACAAUUCUGUUAUUGACCCCAAGAACUCGCACACAAACAAGAACCGUUAUAUUGUUGCAAGCCAGGAUGAUGACGUAAGAAGGCAUUGCAGGGGGAUCAAGGGGGUGCCGCUGGUCUUUGUGAAGAGGAGUGUAAUGGUGAUGGAGCCUAUGGCUGCGGGCAGUGUCAAAGCCAGAGAAGGUAUGGAAAGGGAAAAGUUUAGGAGCGGGCUGAAGACAAGAGGCAUAGGGCUCAUUGGAAAGAGGAAGAGGGAUGAAGAUGACGGUGAUGCAGUUACGGGAGAGGGCCAAGAUGCGAAGAGCAUGACUGAAAGUGAGGAGAGAGCCGGAAAGAAAAAGAAAGUGAAAGGGCCUAAAGGCCCGAAUCCGUUGAGCGUGAAGAGACCGAAGAAGGCGACGGUUAGCGACCGUAAAGAGGAAACGAGGAGGGAAGGCAGAUCGGAUGAAGCUCUAAGCUUUCCAGACGCUGAAGAGAGAAAGUCAGAGAUCAGAGUCUCCGCUGUAGGCAAUCUUGACGGACCCUUUGACGAGACACAAGAUCGUGAAGCAAAGCGAAAAAGAAAGAGGAAACACAAGUCGAAACAGCUUGAAGGGCUAACCGCUGCGAUAAAUAAUGGCAAUGAAGGCACCGAAUAA
This is a messenger RNA of Letharia columbiana, 963 nucleotides long. RefSeq lists its product as uncharacterized. Gene Ontology annotation, molecular function: small ribosomal subunit rRNA binding. The transcript has 3 exons. NCBI's taxonomy places the organism in Eukaryota, Fungi, Ascomycota, Lecanoromycetes, Lecanorales, Parmeliaceae. Bases 1 to 963 code for a protein of 320 amino acids. Gene Ontology annotation, cellular component: small-subunit processome; nucleolus. The record is from RefSeq and is a predicted model, not a curated record.